AUGUCGUCAAACGUUGAACGGAGGGCACUUGUAACCGGUGCAACCGGUUUGCUGGGCCGGGAGAUCGCCGCUGCCUUUCAGCAGAGCCCUGGGUGGGCUGUCAAGGGCACAGGGCACUCCCGAGCUGAUGGUAUUGAUAUACUCAAAGUAAACCUUGAGGAUGAGGAUCUUUCGGAGCUCGUGGCUGCCCUUGAUCGCACCAAACCACAGGUCAUUAUCCAUUCUGCCGCCCAAAGAUUCCCGGAUAAAGUUGACAAAGACCCCGAGGGAGCCAGAACACUCAACAUUGCAGCCAGCAGGCGGAUUGCCAAGUUGGCAUUGUCUCGCGAGAUCCUGCUCAUAUACAUCUCGACAGAUUAUGUCUUCCCAGGUACCCCUGGAGAUGCUCCAUACGAAGCAGAUGCGAUUCCCAAGCCGACAAAUUUGUAUGGACAAACCAAGUUUGAUGGAGAGCAGGCUGUUCUAGAAGAAGCCGCUAAAGCAGGCAAUCCCGGUUCUGUCGUGGUUCUACGUGUUCCAGUCUUGUACGGCCAUGCUGAAACGCCUGCCGAGAGCGCCGUAAAUGUCUUGAUGGACUCUGUCUGGAAAGCCCAGACCGAGGGAUCUAACAUUAAGAUGGAUCACUGGGCUAUUCGGUACCCUACCAAUACUGAGGACAUUGGUCGUGUCUGUCGAGAUGUGGCGGCCAAAUAUCUCGAUGAGAUUCGGGCUGGUAAUCGCACGGCUUUACCGUCGAUCCUCCAGUUCUCCAGCGAGGACAAAAUGACAAAGUACGAGAUUUGCCAGCUGUUCGGUCAGAUAAUGGGACUGGACAUAUCGAAUAUAGAGGCAAAUACCCAGGGAAAUGAUCCAAACGCUGCAGUACAGCGCCCAUAUGACUGUCACCUUAGCACAAAAGCGCUGAAGGAUUUAGGUAUCGACGUUUCCACGUGCAACUUUGUUGAUUGGUGGCGGCGAGAGGUUCGAGCGUUUGGCGAGUAG
Pochonia chlamydosporia 170 is the source of this 981-nucleotide messenger RNA. Its product is annotated as NAD dependent epimerase/dehydratase family protein. The record is from RefSeq and is a predicted model, not a curated record. Bases 1 to 981 code for a protein of 326 amino acids. NCBI's taxonomy places the organism in Eukaryota, Fungi, Ascomycota, Sordariomycetes, Hypocreales, Clavicipitaceae. Gene Ontology annotation, cellular component: methionine adenosyltransferase complex. Gene Ontology annotation, biological process: S-adenosylmethionine biosynthetic process. The transcript has 4 exons. Gene Ontology annotation, molecular function: methionine adenosyltransferase regulator activity.